UGGGCGCAGCCAACGUCCUGGGGGGCAGCUUCUGAGGGCCAGGUACCUCCUCCCACUCCUGGGAUCGCUUCUCCCUCCUCCUUCACACCCCCGCCCCCGGGACCGCGGCGCUCCCUCCCCGCACCGGCCAGUGAGUACACAAAGCGGCGGGUGAGGGGAAGCUUCGCAGGCGUGCACGGAGCAGUGAGAUCACUGGCGUUAUAAAUAUCCCGGUGCCAGCGCCGAGAUCCGCUCGGGUGGCCUCUCUCUCUCUCCCUCUCUCUCUCUCCCCCUCUCCCUCUCCCUUCCCCGAGGCUAUGUCCACCCUGUGCGGCGAGGGAGGCAGCGCCAGAGGCACGCAGCAGCGCGGGGGCUACGGAGCCCGGAGCCAGCCCUGCAAGAUGCACUUAGGACCCCCGCGGCCGGAAGAAUGAGCUUGUCCUUGCUCUUCCUCCUCUUCAGCAGCCACCUGAUCCUCAGCGCUUGGGCUCACGGGGAGAAGCGUCUCACUCCCGAAGGGCAACCCGUGGCUCCGAGGAACCCGGGAGACUCCAGCGGCAGCCGGGGCAGAAGUAGCACGACGUCCUCCUCGUCUUCUGCCUCCUCCCCAGUCGCGGCUUCCCCGGGCAGCCCGGGAAGCGGCUCGGAGCACAGCAGUUUCCAGUGGAGCCCUUCGGGGCGCCGGACCGGCAGCCUGUACUGCAGAGUGGGCAUCGGCUUCCAUCUGCAGAUCUACCCGGAUGGCAAAGUCAAUGGCUCCCACGAAGCCAGUAUGUUAAGUAUUUUGGAAAUAUUUGCUGUGUCUCAGGGGAUUGUAGGAAUACGAGGAGUUUUCAGCAACAAAUUUUUAGCGAUGUCAAAAAAAGGAAAACUCCAUGCAAGUGCUAAAUUUACAGAUGACUGUAAGUUCAGGGAGAGAUUUCAAGAAAACAGCUAUAAUACCUAUGCGUCCGCCAUCCACAGAACUGAAAAGACAGGGCGGGAGUGGUACGUGGCCCUGAAUAAGAGAGGGAAGGCCAAGCGAGGCUGCAGCCCACGGGUGAAACCCCAGCAUGUCUCCACCCACUUCCUACCCAGAUUCAAGCAGUCUGAGCAACCUGAACUUUCCUUCACGGUCACUGUACCAGAAAAGAAAAAGCCACCUCGCCCAGUCAAGCCAAAGGUCCCCCUGUCCCCACCUCGCAGAAGUCCCAGCCCAGUGAAGUACAGAUUGAAGUUUCGAUUUGGAUGAUGCUCAUCUCAGCCUUGUGGGAAACCGAUCUUCCACCUCAGGACCUUCUACAGGCAUCAUGGAGCCCUGAAGGAAACCUUCGGACGCAGUGUCCCUCCGUCCAUCCGCUGUGCUUACACGUGUGGAAGUCAGGUCAUUGUUUCACUUUGGAACAAAACUGCUUUAUUUUUUUAUUUUUAUUUUAUUUUAUUUUUUUUAAAUUUUAAAUAGACACAGAAAUGGGAUUCUCUGUAACGAUCCAGGGAACACAUCCUUUCUGCUCAGUAAGGUAUAAAGACUUCGUGAUUAGAGGAUGAUUAGCAUUCUACAUAUUUAGAAUGUUCCAUAACCUGGACUAUAUGUAUUUUUGUGAUUUUUUUACAAAUCAACCUGAAAGAACAAACAUGAUGCAUUUUUUAUUUUUGUUUUCCAAAGAAUAUUUUAAUGCAGAUAAAAUAUUUUAUAAACUUUUGUUUUUUUAAGGUACCUCUACAUUGAGCAUAUUUUCUUACUUUUAUUAUUUUAAUGUGCCACAAGCAGUCCAUUUAUUGCUGUUCAUGGAUUAUAAACAUUGAUUGAUUGUCUGGUAGCAUGAGGCUCUCCUUUGCAUUUUUUUCUUUAUUGCAUUGUUUACUUUGUUGUAGCCAUACCUCAAGCCACCUAAAUUUAGUUCUACAUUUUUAAAAUGUUUAAAUGUGCUUCCACAGCCCCAGAGGCUCAGCUGGAAUGUGUGUAUUGUGUAUUAAGUCACGGCGUUCUGAGGAAUCCUGCCACGUCAGUGGCUGGGCUCUCAUGAUUAGAAGGAGGACAAUAUGAGAACGUUCUGAUGGAUUUGAAGGUUGGAUGUAAAGAAAAGGAUGGAGGCAAAAGCACAGGAAGUGUGCAGCAUCUGUGGCGAUCUCAUUCCGUCUCUUCUGCGUCUCCUUUUACCUGCCCUCAUUCAAGAACAGCUGAAGGAAUACAUUUUAUCCUGUCCAUCAAGUAUACACCGUGAAACUGGAGUGCUUACAAACACUUCUGACUCUAGUUAUCCUUACUGUACAGACCCACAGAGUGCAACUAAUCAGGGUGUGCGCGUGCGUGGUGGGAGCGUGUGUGCAUGUGUGUGUGUGUGUGUGUGUGUGUGUGUGUGUGCGCGCGCGCGUACGCGUGCUUGUGUGUAGAUGAAUCACUGGCCAGGUAUUCGUGUUGAGACUCAUGGUCAAAAAUACUCCUAUUAUUCAAUUAAAUACCUUUGAGCUUUCUAUCCUAAAGGUAAGGAGUGCAGCAAGUGAGUCUGCUCUGCUAUAAGAAAAUCUGAUGUCAUCAGACACAGGAGCUUAAUCUGGGAAUUUGAUACGUUGAAAAUGACACUUCAUUCUCAACUCAAAUGCCAAACACUGAAUGGGAAUCACAGAAAGUUUAACUUACAAAGAGUUACAAAAUUUAUUUUCUUGGAUAAUGAUUUUUAUGGAGAUCUAUGAAAUACAAGUGUUCAUCUUAUAUUCAUAAAUGCUGCAAUAAAAAUGUGCAUAUGACCAUUAGCUGUGUGUCUUUCAUAGAGCAGACACAUUCAUACAAGUCUGUGCCUUAUACUCCUGUAUAUUGGAGGAAUACUGAUAAACAUUUUACUUAAAGCAAAGUAUGGUUUACUCUGGUACACACACUAAGACACAUCAAAAUUGAACCCAGUACCCCACAUACAGGUUGCAUUGUUUUAAUGGGAACAAACUGUACAUGUAUAUGUUAUGUGUAAUAUACCCAGAAUGAAAACAUCACACAUGCAGUCUAGAAGUUGGUUAUAAAGCCAAUAAUUUCACUAGGUACCACACUUAGCACAUGAUUUUUUUUAAAGUAAUGAAUUGCUCCAAAUUUUAAUUAGCAUGUACUUUAGAAGACUCUUGAUUUAAAUGAGACAGUGGCAUUUUGCACAGAACAGGUUCCAUCAAACUCCUGUAGCGUUACUACAUGGCCUUACCUACAAAGGACAAUGAUACAAACCCUCUUCUAGCUUAUUUAAAUGUCCUGUUAAAAAUUGUGAACUAUUUAUCCAGUUAUUAGACUACACAGAGAAGCAGAGAUUAGGAAUCCUGUUAAUAAAUGGGGAAGAAGCAGAUGACAGUUAACAAAUUAAUAUAUGCACCAAAUCAACUAAAUACCACUCACACUUUAUACCAAGAAGUGUAGCUUAUCUUGCACUUUGAGUUUGAUUUAAUUAACAUAUGAAGGUUGAAUUAGGAGAGUAACCAAAUAUAUAUUAUAUUCAAGUCAAGACUCAUUAAUUUCAGAAUUUAGAGCCAUACUGAAAUUGAAAAAAUAAAUUAAAUUACACUUAUCUGAAGUUUACUGGCAAUAUACGGUUAUAUUUAA
Peromyscus leucopus (white-footed mouse) is the source of this 3538-nucleotide messenger RNA. RefSeq names its product fibroblast growth factor 5 (gene Fgf5). Gene Ontology annotation, biological process: fibroblast growth factor receptor signaling pathway; positive regulation of cell population proliferation; positive regulation of gene expression. Bases 410 to 1210 code for a protein of 266 amino acids. Gene Ontology annotation, molecular function: growth factor activity; fibroblast growth factor receptor binding. Gene Ontology annotation, cellular component: cytoplasm. The transcript is spliced from 3 exons. NCBI's taxonomy places the organism in Eukaryota, Metazoa, Chordata, Mammalia, Rodentia, Cricetidae. The record is from RefSeq and is a predicted model, not a curated record.